Molecule: messenger RNA, 1488 nt
Organism: Guillardia theta CCMP2712
Lineage: Eukaryota; Cryptophyceae; Pyrenomonadales; Geminigeraceae
Exons: 14
Coding region: 1-1488 (495 amino acids)
Source: RefSeq, a predicted model, not a curated record
AUGUGCCUCGAUCGAUCAAGUUUGUUCUGUAUCGACGAUCUGCUGACUUGUACCUGCGGUAGACCCACCAUGCAUAACGAGAUCAAGUUAGCCACACAGAGGCUGAAGGGCAUCCAGAUUGAGUGCAACGUUCCAAUCGACAAGAUCAACGCGAGAGUGGAGAAGUCUUUCUGUCACUUAGUGUCCUCCCAAGACCAGCAGGAGACGUCAGAUGUCUCUACGGGCGAGAAGGCUGUGAUCUACAACGCCAUCCCUCGCAAUGUCGACCAGUCUCUUGUGUUGGAGCCGAAGCCGACGAGGCCUCACGAUGCUCAAAGAUUAUCCAUGUUCCUAGAACAAACUCGCCUGCGAGUUGAAGAGCAUCGCAGAAGUGCCGGGCAGAACAGGAGCCUGAAUGAGAGAGCAGUGUGUCGCGAUUUCCCAUGGCGGCAGUCUACUGAUGCUCGACAGUCUGUGGAUGAGAAGAUGAAGAGGAGGCUCGCGCAGAGUUACAACCUGAUCCCCUACCCAGUGGUUGCGAACAAGAAGAGGACGAGAGCGUGCAAGAGCAUGAACCUUGAGUGCUUCGCGGACUGCGGGAGCAGAUGCCAGGAGGAGGAUCAUCACAGGUCAGCCGCUCAGAUCGCCAAGGGCCUGGUAGAAUCUCAGAAGGCUACGCGGCCGCCCGAUGACGAUGAGACGCAGGGCACGGAGGUUUACAACGACCUUGAGAGCUCGAUGAAGGCCAGGAACUCGCUCCUGAUGCACACGAGAAUCGUGGAGAACUCGUCGUCCUCCAUGUGGCAGUCGGACGACACGAAGAAGUCCUGUACCGAGCAGGAGGUGGGGGCUGAAGGGCAGGAGGCAGACGUCUCCAACGACUCGAUGCUGGUGGACAAGCCAGCCAACGAGACUGGAGAGCUCAGUCUGAAUCACUCGCACGUGCAAGGAGAGAAGCUGGUGAACCUCUUGGAGGAGAACGAGAGGAGGGCGAUGUAUAGGAAGAUCCAGAAGGCGCUGAUGGAGGGCGAGCGGAAGCGGGCCCAGGAGUUUCGCAGCCAGAGAGAGAAAGCUCAGGCGACGGAGAAGAAGGAGCUGGAAAUUCAGAGGAAAAGGCGAGGCCCUGCUGGACAAGCUGAGAUGCUGAAGACCAAACUGCACGAGCAGGAGAUGGCGGAGAUGGCACGGCAGAAGGACAUUCAGGCAAGCAUGGAAGCGAGGAUCAGUGCAGAACGAGACAUGGAGGCAAAGCUGCUGGCUGCUAGACGCCAGCAGGUCGAGGCGGAACGGUUCAUGGACGCGCUCCGCUGCCAGCACGUGCUCGACCUGCCAAAGUCUCUGCGAAACAAGUACAUGGACAUGCCGUUGUGCCCGUGCCUGCCGCCAAGGACGAUGAACGACAAGAGGGUCUGGCUGUGUGCAUGCAACUGCACCCUCCGAAACAACAUGAAAGCGUACCAUCGUAUGGUUCUCAACUUGUGCCAGUCCGCCGAAUCGAAUCGAUUGUGA